Paramuricea clavata is the source of this 444-nucleotide messenger RNA. Lineage: Eukaryota; Metazoa; Cnidaria; Anthozoa; Malacalcyonacea; Plexauridae. The record is from the annotation of a GenBank genome assembly.
AUGGAACGGGGAAAAGAGCUGGCAGUAUUGUGUCAAAUCCCUAGGAAAAGCGACGAGCAAGAGAAGAAAACAGUGGUGAAAGCUGACAGAAAUGUCCUUGUUCGGCUCAUUACUGCGUAUCAAAUUGGUUGUCAAGUCGACUUGCCCACGAUAUUGUCGCAUGAAUUAUUUCCCGUCCCACUUUCGCUUGCCGAAAUUAAUGGUUCGUUACGCACAGGCAAUAAGGCAAUUCAGAUAGAAAAACUAGUGGAAGGACUGGACUGCCCACCAACAAUUGAUCUAUUUGGUAAAUUGUCAUGUAUGGUGAUAGACGGCCAAGCAAUAGUUGUUUCUCUGGGUAAGCCAAAAGACAGCGUAACCUUUGGAGAUAUGCCAGACGCUUUCUUUCUAGCUGUUCUACAAAUUGGACAGUUCUGCCAACGAAUCGAUGUCGUUUUUGAUUGA